GGGGAGCCGAGUGCGAGAUGCACCAGUUUGUCACAAACGGGGCUCCAGCACGCACCACAGCGAUGGCAAACCCCGAGAUGGCAGGAAGCGGCUCUCACCAGGAUGAAAGUCCCUGCACCAUUCACCAGAGCUCAUCCCCCAGCGAGCUGCUUCUCUUAGAAGACCAGAUGAGGCGCAAACUCAAAUUCUUCUUUAUGAAUCCCUGUGAGAAGUUCUGGGCUCGGGGUAGGAAGCCUUGGAAACUCGCCAUACAAAUUCUGAAAAUUGCAAUGGUGACUGUCCAGCUGGUCCUGUUUGGACUAAGCAACCAGAUGGUAGUAGCGUUCAAGGAAGAGAACACUAUAGCCUUCAAACACCUCUUCCUGAAAGGAUACAUGGAUCGAAUGGAAGACACAUAUGCAGUGUACACUCAAAGUGACGUGUAUGACCAGGUCCUCUUCGCAGUGAACCAGUACUUGCAGCUUCGCAACAUCUCUGUUGGUAACCACGCUUACGAGAACAAGGGGACGAAGCAGUCGGCCAUGGCAAUCUGUCAGCACUUCUACAAGCAAGGGACCAUCUGCCCCGGGAAUGAUACCUUUGACAUUGACCCAGAAAUUGAAACAGAAUGCUUCCUGAUAGAGCCAGAUGAAUCCUUUGACAUCAGAACACCUGGAGAAAAUAGGCUCAACCUGACCCUGGACUUCCAUAGACUCCUGACAGUGGAGCUUCAGUUUAAGCUGAAAGCCAUUAAUCUGCAGACAGUUCGUCACCAGGAGCUUCCUGACUGCUACGACUUUACUCUGACUAUAACAUUUGACAACAAGGCUCACAGUGGAAGAAUUAAAAUAAGUCUAGAUAAUGACAUUUCCAUCAGAGAAUGCAAAGACUGGCAUGUAUCCGGAUCAAUUCAGAAGAACACCCACUAUAUGAUGAUCUUUGAUGCCUUUGUCAUUCUGACCUGCUUGUCCUCCCUGGUCCUUUGCGCAAGGUCUGUGAUUAGGGGUCUUCAGCUUCAGCAGGAAUUUGUCAGCUUCUUCCUUCUCCACUAUAAGAAGGAAGUUUCUGCCUCUGAUCAAAUGGAGUUCAUCAACGGUUGGUACAUUAUGAUUAUUGUUAGUGACAUACUGACCAUCGUUGGAUCUAUUCUGAAAAUGGAAAUCCAAGCCAAGAGUCUCACAAGCUAUGAUGUCUGUAGCAUCUUUCUUGGGACUUCGACCAUGCUCGUGUGGCUUGGUGUCAUCCGAUACCUGGGUUUCUUUGCAAAGUACAACCUCCUCAUUCUGACCCUCCAGGCAGCGCUGCCCAACGUCAUCAGGUUCUGUUGCUGUGCUGCUAUGAUCUACCUAGGCUAUUGCUUUUGUGGAUGGAUCGUGCUGGGCCCUUACCAUGACAAGUUCCGUUCUCUGAACAGGGUCUCCGAGUGCCUUUUCUCUCUGAUAAAUGGAGAUGAUAUGUUUUCCACCUUUGCAAAAAUGCAGCAGAAAAGCUACCUGGUUUGGCUGUUCAGCCGAAUCUACCUCUACUCCUUCAUCAGCCUCUUCAUAUACAUGAUUCUGAGCCUCUUCAUUGCGCUCAUCACAGACACAUAUGAAACGAUUAAGCACUACCAGCAAAAUGGCUUCCCAGAGACAGAGCUUCGCAAGUUCAUAGCAGACUGCAAAGACCUCCCCAGAUCUGGAAAAUACAGAUUAGAAGGCGACCCUCCAGCAUCGUUCUUCUGCUGCUGCAAUAAGUAACCAUUGGAUUUCUCUGGGCUUGCAGAGGAAAAUACGGCAUGUGGCUGAGCCAGAGGCAGUGUGGAUAAUUUGUGGUAACGCAACAGUAUGCCCAGAUACUAGAAUUCUGAGCUCGCUCCUGACUGCGACAUAGCGAGACCUGUUUCUGUUUUUAAAAAUAUUUUAGGUCUUUUCUACUUACAUUAGCAUUAAAAAAUAACUGAUUUGGCAGGGUGUGGUGGUGCACACCUUUAAUCCCAGCAUUUGGGGGGCAGAGGCAGGCGGAUCUCUGUGAGUUUGAGGCUAGCCUGGUCUACAGAGCUAGUUCCAGGACAGUCAGGGAAACCCUGUCUCAAAACAAAACAAAGCAAAACAAAAAACUGAUUUGGUGAGGGAAGCUACUGGACCAUUGCUUUGUCUUAGUUGCUGUAGCUCUUGCGUGUUCCCUGGGCCCCUUUGCCUUCCAGUGUGGCUUCUGUAUGCACUGGAGAAUGAGCUCUGUCUCUCAGGGCAUUUGGAUGACCCAGUGUCCCUCUCUGAGACUUGGGAUAAUUAUAAUUAUUACACAUCUGACACCACAGCAUCUUAGAGUUUCCCCCUUAAAAGAAGACAGAGCAAGAAAGAGGCCUCCAGCGUAGCCGGUGGUGCAAUGCUUGUCUCCUAGUGACAGCUGUUUUAUAAUCCUGCCUUUCAGUGUUAAGGCUCAAGGCUGAAGAGAGUCUAAACAUGAAUGAAAGCUAUAGUGAGUGCCAAGGGGCAUUUGAUCAAGCAGGGAUGGUUUUCUUAGCAACCCAGCAGUGUGGGGAGACUAAUGGCAUACCAUGCCUGCCGUAGGUCCAGUCUCAACAAAGCCACAUAU
Molecule: messenger RNA, 2556 nt
Organism: Chionomys nivalis (European snow vole)
Lineage: Eukaryota; Metazoa; Chordata; Mammalia; Rodentia; Cricetidae
Gene: Mcoln3
Product: mucolipin TRP cation channel 3
Exons: 13
Coding region: 18-1718 (566 amino acids)
Cellular component (GO): plasma membrane; lysosomal membrane
Molecular function (GO): NAADP-sensitive calcium-release channel activity
Source: RefSeq, a predicted model, not a curated record